AUGCCGUCGUUCGGCGUGUUCCUCGCCGCGUUUCUCGCAGCAGGGUUGCUAGGAACUCUCGUGUUCGGACCGUUAAGCGAAAUCCCACACGCGCCGUUGAACGAAUUCCCGUCACGCCAUGGGGGGAUCACUUUUGAGGCGACUCGAAAGCAGUCUCCGCCGGAACAUGGAGGCGCGAUCAUGUUUGGAGCGAUCAAGUCGGCGAUUAGGAGAAUCGCGGAACCGCUAACCUCCCCAAGGGUGGAGGAAAAGCAGAGAUGCUUAGACGAGCUACAGAGACUAAGGAAAUGGCAAGAAGAGCUGGGAGCUGACGCAGCAUCAACUGCCAGCUCAGCUGCGCAAUCUUUUCCCUCCAAGUCACCUGCCACGUCAGCCUCCGCUACCACCACCAUUACCACCACUGGCACCACAUCUUCCACGAACCUGCCAUUACUCCAUUCUUCCAGCUCAGAGAUUCGAACUCCGACCUCCAAUGCUCAACAUGCCCAGCUGUUGCCAUGGUCUGCCAGUGCCGCUGCUGCAAUACAUAGAGGGCCGGAGCUGCCACUGCUGAGUGCACGGUUGCAUGCACAGGGGCGUGAGUUGGGCGAUUUGCAUGCUGCCAUUCGUUCCCUGCUCACUGUAGACGAGAGGAGAACAGAACAAGAACUUACCAUCAGCAGCACCAGCGGCAGUGGUAGCGGUGGCAGUGGCAGCGGUGGCGGUGGCAGCGGUGGCAGCGGCAGCAGUGGCAACAGCGGCAGCGGCGGCGGCGGCGGCAGCAGAAGAAGAAGCAUGCAGAGGCAUCUCGAUGCACCUCCAGCAACAACAACCCCAGCAUCUGCGUCAGCUGCAGCAGGAGAACCAGCCUCAGUGCGCCGAAUGCUGAGUCACACGUACAGAACUCCCAACCUCAACCCGAAUGCCGCCUGCGCCGAGAAUGAGACGAGCGUUGCUGCCCUCAGGGCCCACCUGGCCGCCAAGGCAGUGCAGCUUCGGGCGACUCAAGUGCAGAUCGAGGAGAUGCAGCGCACCGUGGGCCGAGUCAACUAUCAGAAGUUUCUGCUAGACUAUGCUCUCUCAGAGACCACUGUUGACUGGAACGACCGCCUGCUGCCCCCACAGAGGAUGGAGGAUGCGCGUCGUGCAAUAAACACCUGCACUGCCAAUGGCGUUGUUGUCACGACAAAGAAAUUACAACUCUGGAAGGGCUAUGCAUGCGACGCAUCGGACGAUGACAUCUACUCAUUCCUCGAGUACGAUCCCAACCGGCUGUGCCCCGAUGACUGGAUGGCAACCCAGGCGCUCAUAUUCACCCACAACUGCUUCGCGCUGCCCAAGCGCCGCUGCAUGGCGCGCACCAACCAGAGAUGGACCGAGCCCCUGCCCUUCCCAGCAGCUCUCUUCACGCAAUCUGCACUAAAGGACGAGAACGUGCGGUGGAGCCUGCAUUCUUGCAAAUCCUUUACGUGCCUCAACACGCGUGUGGUGGGGGACUGUCGCAACUGCUUCAACCUCACUCUGGAGAAGAACCGAUGGCAGCGCGGAUUCAGAGGCUCUCUGCCCAUCGCUUAUGUCAUCAAGCUGAAACGGGGAUCGUUGAGGCUCGGGCUAGACGCGGGCGGAGGCACGGGGACGUUUGCAGCGCACAUGGCGCUAUACAACGUGACGAUUCUCACGACAGCCAUGAAUGUGGAGACAGUGGCAGGGCGCACAGGCGGACUGCCUUACAUGGAGACCCUCGCUCACCGGGGGCUCAUCCCCCUCUGGUUACCACACAAGGCACGCUUGCCCCUCUUUGACAACACACUAGAUCUCGUGCACUGCGUCAACAGCAUCAAGUACCUCCCGGUGUUGGAAUUCGAGGAGCUCAUCUUCGAAUGGGACAGGGUUCUGCGAGUCGGUGGAGUCAUGUGGUUGGAGAUGUUCUACGCGCCUCUUGAUGAAAUGCCACUCUAUAUCGCAAUCAUCGAGCAGCUACAGUACAAGAAGCUACACUGGAACAUUACGCCUAAGCCCGACAGUGGCGAGCGGAAGGGCAUGCACGUUUAUUUGAACUGUGUUAUCGAGAAACCCUUGCGUCGAGACAGAUAA
Messenger RNA from Closterium sp. Naga37s-1, 2073 nucleotides. The record is from the annotation of a GenBank genome assembly. NCBI's taxonomy places the organism in Eukaryota, Viridiplantae, Streptophyta, Zygnematophyceae, Desmidiales, Closteriaceae.